GUCGCGGGCGCAUUCAGUAGAAACACAAUGGGUCUUCUCCAGUCGUUCUUGAUGCGCUUUCAAUUGGUCUCUACUCGCGACACGCGUCUGCUCAUGCUUGGCCUCGACGCGGCGGGCAAGACGACGAUCCUCUACAAGCUCAAGCUCGGCGACGUCGUCACGACGAUUCCCACGAUCGGCUUCAACGUCGAGACGCUGGAUGUUCACGGCUUCCACUGCACGGUUUGGGACAUUGGCGGCCAAGACCGGAUCCGGUCGCUGUGGCGCCACUACUACCAGAACACGAGCGCCAUCAUCUUUGUCGUCGACGCCAACGACGUGGACCGCAUGGACGAGGCGCGUCACGAGCUUCACACACUCUUGUCCUCGGACGAGCUCGAAAACGCAGUCGUUCUCGUCUACGCCAACAAGCAAGACCUGCCGCAAGCGGUGAGCGCAGCCAACAUUACAGAGGCUCUGGGCUUGCGCUCGAUGCGUCGCCCGUGGUUUGUACAGGCGUGCUGUGCGACUUCAGGCGACGGGCUUCAUGAAGGCCUCCACUGGCUCGUCAAGGCACUUCGCAAGCCAUGAUGCAAUGACGCCCACCAAUCUCUUACUGUAUGUUUUCUACAACUGUACAACUAGCCACUUUAUAACAAAUCAACAAGCCCA
Saprolegnia parasitica CBS 223.65 is the source of this 651-nucleotide messenger RNA. Its product is annotated as ADP-ribosylation factor. The record is from RefSeq and is a predicted model, not a curated record. Gene Ontology annotation, molecular function: GTP binding; GTPase activity. NCBI's taxonomy places the organism in Eukaryota, Oomycota, Saprolegniomycetes, Saprolegniales, Saprolegniaceae. Gene Ontology annotation, cellular component: cytoplasm. The transcript has a single exon. The coding region runs from base 28 to 570 and encodes 180 amino acids. Gene Ontology annotation, biological process: vesicle-mediated transport; intracellular protein transport.